Molecule: messenger RNA, 1892 nt
Organism: Orussus abietinus
Lineage: Eukaryota; Metazoa; Arthropoda; Insecta; Hymenoptera; Orussidae
Product: orcokinin peptides type A
Exons: 5
Coding region: 51-911 (286 amino acids)
Source: RefSeq, a predicted model, not a curated record
UCCUGCGUGUCCGAGGACAUCCCAGACCGUCGCCCUCGCCUCCAGAGAUCAUGACCAACCGCCAAUUUCCCGGGAAUUUCGGAAAAUUCCGCCGCCGCACCGCCGAAUACGUCGUCCUAGCCGUCGCCCUUAUCCAAGGAGUCCUGACAGCUCCUGCCCAGUCCCGGGUCAUGAAUCAACCCCCCUCGAACGAGGUGAUCUAUGCAAGACCCGAAAUCGCCGCGGCGCUCGCGGAGCACUACGAAGCUUUGGAAGGCGACGUAACUCGGCCGGAUAUCGAGGGAGGAAACCCGUCCAACCGAGGUGGAAAUUUGCUUGGCAAACCAGCGAAUGUCAGGGCCGAUUCGACUCCGAGUGGGCUGGUCAGGAUCGGGGCUGGGCAGAAAUUCGGAUCAUCCAGAAAUUCGAAUGGCAUCGUGGGAGGACACUCGGGGAGGAGUCCAAACGACAUUAGAGUUGAACGGUCGUUCAGAAAUUUCGAUGGCAUCGGAGGAGGACACCCGUUUGGAAAUUUGGACGGAAGCGGCGCUGGGGAGUCGGCCAGAAAUUUAGAUAGCAUCGGAGGAGGGGGAACGGAGCCCCGGAAUUUGGACAGGAUCGGAAGAGGACAUCUCCUAAGGGACCCCAGACACGGUUUGGACACUCUCACAGGAAUUUCAUUUGGGGAAAGCAAACGAUCGAGGGGCUUCAACAAUCGGCCAGGCACCUUCGACGAGAUCGACCGAUCGGCCUUCGACGACUUCGGGAAGCGCGAUUCGGACGGCCUCGGCAAGAGGAACAUCGACGAGAUCGACCGAACGGGCUUCGACAGUUUCGUCAAGCGGAACUUGGACGAGAUCGACAGGGCCGGCUGGAACGGACUCCUGAAGAGAGACCUCUUCGAGGCGUAUCCGCGCGAUCGCCUGCAUUAAUCGGCCGCGCCUCUUCGGGCUCGUCCGACCCCGUCCCGUCCCCGUCCCGUCCCCGUCCCGUACCUCCGAACCACGUCCCCUGGGUACUCGCAUCUUGAGACGCUUGCAGAGGAAUCGACGAUUCUCCAAAAUCCUUCCAAGAUCCUUCUCUUCUGGAAAUCGCGAAUUAGCUUUUCCGACAUCUCUCCCCGAAGCCUCGAGGUCAGGGCACGGCCCUUUUCCGUCCUCCCUCUUGUCCGGGGCAUCCCGAGAGCCCGUGCAAAAAUAUCCAGGAUACUCCGAAACGGUCGAAGGACUCGCGAUUCAUUUUCGGGGGCGGAGCUGCAGUCAAUUAAAAAGUACAGAGACGAAUUUCGAGUCGAGAGGAAAAACCGUGAAAAGGGAGUCGGGAACGCGCGAGGGUCGGUCCAAAAAAUAAAAGAAAAAAUGAGAUCAAAAAGGGGGAAAAAGCGAGCUCGAAACCCUCCAGCGACGGGGCUGCCGAGAUUUUGGGCAUUUUCGGGGCUUUUUCCGCGUACUCGUCGGCACGAUAGGAUUAAUUAGAGCGGAAGGGCGAUAUUCGAGAAUUGCGAGGAUUUCGAGGAUACCGUUGAACUCAUCCUUCGGAAAGAAAACGGGAAGAACGGGAAAAACGGAACGAGGUCCUCGAUCGAGAACCCAUAAUUACGUCGAUGUGUCGUUGUAACUCAUUAACAAAAUACUCGUAAUUCUAUCCCGCAUCGGGAGCCUCUCGAUGCGAGAGCCUCUCGUCCUGCGAAUCUCUCGAGCGAGGCGAUAGCGGAUACCUUUGUCCGAGCGAAUUUGGAGCGAUAUUAGGAGCGAAGGAUACCGUUUUGGACCGUCCGUCCUUUCGGAGAUGUCCGAGGACCGAUCGGUCCUUCCCUUAUUUAUUUCUCGCUUUUUCUCUCUCUCUCUCUCUCGGAAUAGCGCGCUGCAGAUCUGUAUAAACAAAGCUGAAAUAAAGACUAACAUCCGUGCUUC